CUCAAGAUGUGUUAUGUCACUCGGAGUAUGGCCUUGGCUGACCCUGAGAACAGGCAGCUUGAAAUUCACUCUCCAGAUGCUAAGCACACAGUGAUUCUAAGGAGCAAGGACUCAGCCACUGCCCAGGCCUGGUUCAGUGCCAUCCAUUCCAAUGUUAGUGACCUGCUGACCCAAGUGAUUGCUGAGGUCAGAGAGCAGCUGGGGAAAACAGGCAUUGCUGGGAGCCGAGAGAUCAGGCAUCUGGGCUGGCUUGCAGAUAAGGUGCCCGGGGAGAGUGAGAAACAGUGGAAGCCGGCCCUGGUCGUACUGACCGAGAAGGACCUUUUAAUCUAUGACAGCAUGCCACGGAGGAAGGAAGCCUGGUUCAGCCCAGUUCACACGUACCCUCUUCUUGCCACCAGGCUGGUCCAUUCAGGUCCGGCCAAAGGAUCGCCCCAGGCUGGUGUGGAUCUGUCCUUUGCUACUCGAACAGGCACCAGGCAGGGGAUCGAGACACAUGUCUUCAGGGCCGAGACCGGCAGGGACCUCUCCCAUUGGACGCGGAGCAUCGUACAGGGAUGUCACAACUCGGCAGAACUCGUCACCGAGGUCACCACAGCCUGCACCUACAAAAACCAGGCGUGCUGCCUGACCAUACAUUACGAGAAUGGAUUUUCUAUUACCACGGAACCACAGGAGGGUGCCUUUCCCAAGACCAUCUUACAGUCUCCCUAUGAGAAGCUGAAAAUGUCUUCAGAUGAUGGAAUCAGGAUGCUUUAUUUGGAUUUUGGAGGCAAAGAUGGAGAGAUCCAACUGGACCUUCACUCCUGCCCCAAGCCGAUCGUGUUCAUCAUUCACUCCUUCCUGUCAGCGAAGAUCACAAGACUGGGCUUGGUGGCCUGAGCAGGGGGAUGGCUUGCCUUGGACAGGAGGGCUGCUGUGGGACGUCAGAUCAGCUGCUCGGCGAGCGGGGAGAGGUAGCAUAGCAGGUCUGCCGCGGUCAGCUUUAGAUCCCCGAGUCCUCAGCUGCCCCAGACUUCUCCAUCAGCUUCACCAACUACAAGGGGGUGCCCCAAGAAAACACCGCAAGGAAUAUCAGGAGAAAAAUGGCUUUUUAGAACGGUAGAAGGGUAAAGAGGUGAGGGCGAAUGGGAAUACAUAAGCAUAGCUUUGAAAUCACGACAAUCAAGUACAUGAACAUUAGAACAGCGUGUGCAGAUCUUAAUCAUACCAGUGUCUAGGCAACUGGUUCACCCAGGUAAGCAAGGGCUGACCAGAUGAGAAAUGGACACGUUGACCUCCCCCACCCCCGAUAACAAUGAUCCCUUGUUUUAGUGUGAUUGAUUGCCUACUUCUAAUUGAGUUGACUUUUGCUGGUAAGGAAAGAGAAGUGCUUCAAAUUGGAAACCCACCUUUUACUUAAGUAUGAAGCAGCUGUAAUUUUUUUCUUAAUGAAUUAUCUUUCAGUGAUGUACAAUGAGUCUGAAGUAUUCUCAUUAGCAUAUGCCGAGCAGGAAUUAAAUAAAGCGUCAGAUACUGAUCUGAGCUCUGAGCUGGUGGAAUCUGAGCCAAAGUAGACUGUUUAUAGUGCAGAGCUUUGCAGAAGAGUCGUGUGCUUGAAAGAUGAUUAAUCUGGAGACUGUACUCACACCAAGGUGUGUUAUCUUAGAGCCAAGACGGAUAGCUUUACUUAUAGAAAGCAAAUUAUGGAUAUUUUUUUAAAAGAUUGUCAUUUGAGAUAUAUAUAAACAUACGUAUAUCUCCUAUAUAUAUAACAUACAUACAUAUAUAUAAAACAGCUCACAUGAGAUUAACUAAUUAUCCCCAUUUCGUGGUUUUCAGUGGAAAUACUGAGCAAUUUAUUGACCCUUGUGCCUGCCUGUGCUCGUAUGCAUGCAUUUUCGAACCAAUCAUAGAGCAGCGCAUAUAAUUCUGGACGAUGAUGGGCUUUACGCAUACACCCAGAGUGGUAAUCAAAUCUGUUGACAGCAUCCGCAGCUCUUAGGAAUUCCAGGGAAAUAAUAUAAUGACCUGAUAUUUUUCUACAAGAAUAUUUUCAGACAACAUAGAGCAUAUUUCUGAUUUAAUGCCUUUAUUUUUACCUUUCAAUACAAAUUCAGUAGAAAGACACCAGUAUCAUUUGAUUUUGGAGUCCCUUUCCUCAAACCUUAAAAAUUAGCUCUAGAGGUUCCGUAAGCAUUUGUAACCCUUCUUCCCCCUGUAAUGUACAUAAAGAAAUGUUCUGGAUUGGACCUAUGCGUUUUUGCAGAACUUUUAGCAAAUACCUGUGCAAAGAGCUUUUAAAAGUGAAACGGUCUUGGGGCGCCUGGGUGGCGCA
Molecule: messenger RNA, 2317 nt
Organism: Puma concolor (puma)
Lineage: Eukaryota; Metazoa; Chordata; Mammalia; Carnivora; Felidae
Gene: SNTB1
Product: syntrophin beta 1
Cellular component (GO): synapse; dystrophin-associated glycoprotein complex; intracellular anatomical structure
Molecular function (GO): structural molecule activity; protein binding
Source: RefSeq, a predicted model, not a curated record